This is a messenger RNA of Didymella exigua CBS 183.55, 201 nucleotides long. RefSeq lists its product as uncharacterized. Lineage: Eukaryota; Fungi; Ascomycota; Dothideomycetes; Pleosporales; Didymellaceae. The annotation marks the transcript as partial. The transcript has a single exon. The record is from RefSeq and is a predicted model, not a curated record.
GCUCUUAAACAAGACGCGACUCUAUCCCUGCAACGCGCUGCUGCUAUCUACAUAGUUCCUCAAGGCACACUAAGCAAUCAACGCACUAGACAACCUUCACAAGCUAAUUCUAUGGCCACUUUACAGAAGCUAGACUAUAACAAGGAGAAGGUGAUUGUUUACUAUGUUCUUGAGCUAGUUGCGCGAAAAUUUCCCCCUUAG